CUUUCUCUCUUCUAUAUCUCCAUACUCCAAAAAGGAAAGAAAAAAUGACCGAAGCCAACCAGUACAAUAUUUCCAUCUCCAAGAAAAAAAAGAAACUCAUCCUAGCUAUUUUUGCUUCCUUCUUACUAGUUGCCACUAUAAUUGCCAUUGUCACUGGUGUAAAUCCAAAAAAAAACUCUACCCGAAAUGAUGCUGCUGAUUAUGCCAAACUCGUCAAAUCGACUUUUCAAAAGAAUGAUUUUCUACUACAAGUAAACCGCAGUAUAGAUGCUGCUCAGAGCAACAAGGUAGCUUUGUCUAAGAAACUUGCCAAAAGUAUGAAAUUAGAUGUUCGACAAAGGACUGCUAUCAAUGAUUGUUGGGAAAAUAAUGAUAGGGUUGUUACUGAUUUAAAAAAGGUUUUUGGGAAUGUCAAAGUCGACACCACAAAUGCUGAUCAGGAUCUCAACACCAAAUUCGCUUCUUGCAUGACCGGCGUAAACUCAUGCUUGGAUGGUUUCUCUCAUUCAAAACAAGAUAAGAAGGUGCGUGAAGCUUUGUCUGGCCUAAUUGACGUCAGAGGGAAUUGUACUAAGGCACUGGAAAUGAUUAAGAGCAAGCCAACCGCUGACACGGCAACUGGGCUCAAGACCACAAACAGGAAACUCAAGGAGGACAAUGAUAGCAAUGAAGGGGAGGAAGAGUGGUUGUCAGUAACCGAUAGACGGCUGUUUCAAUUAUCAUCGUUGACUCCAGAUGUGGUGGUGGCAGCUGAUGGCAGUGGGAACUAUAAGACAGUAUCAGCUGCGGUUGCUGCUGCACCCAAGUACAGCAGUAAGAGGUACAUUAUUAGAAUCAAGGCAGGCGUUUACAGAGAAAACGUGGAGGUACCGAAGGAGAAGAGUAACAUCAUGUUUCUUGGAGACGGAAGAAAAACGACUAUCAUUACAGGGAGCAGGAAUGUGGUUGGUGGCAGCACAACCUACCAUUCAGCCACAGUUGCCGUGGAGGGCCAAGGAUUCCUAGCCAGGGACAUAACCUUCCAGAACACAGCUGGUCCCUCCAAGUACCAAGCCGUGGCACUGCGAGUUGAGUCUGACUUUGCAGCUUUCUACAAAUGUGGCAUGCUGGGCUAUCAAAACACCCUCUAUGUCCACUCAAAUCGUCAGUUCUUCAGAAACUGCUUCAUUGCGGGCACAAUCGAUUUCAUUUUCGGCAAUGCAGCUGCUGUUUUCCAGGACUGUGACAUCCGUGCUCGCCGUCCCAAUCCAGGCCAGACAAUCACAAUAACCGCCCAAGGGAGGAGUGAUCCUACUCAAAACACUGGUAUUGUGAUUCAGAAAUGUAGGAUCGGUGUCACUUCUGAUCUACAUCCUGUCAGGAGCAAUUUCUCAGCGUAUCUUGGUAGACCCUGGAAGGAGUAUGCAAGGACUGUUAUCAUGCAGUCAUCCAUAAGUGACGUGAUACACCCAGCCGGAUGGAAUGGGUUGAAGGGUCGCUUUGCGCUCAGCACAUUAUCCUUUGCAGAGUAUGAGAACAGCGGGGCUGGUGCUGGAACCUCUAAAAGGGUUACCUGGGAAGGAUACAAGAUGAUCACCAGUGCAACUGAAGCUCAAAGUUUUACUCCUCGAAAUUUCAUUGGUGGUAGUAGCUGGUUGAAAUCCACUACUUUCCCAUUCUCUCUAGAUCUCUAGGCUGGGUUUUUUAUUUUUUGCGCGGUGCUACUAUAAUGUUUCAGUACUUCAUGGAGUUUUGUGUGGCUGAUGUUUUUUUUUCCCCUCAUGUUUUUGCUUACAAGUUUUGGUUCAUGUUUCCUCUCCCCCGGUGGGGAGUUUGUCUUUUGGUCCUAGCUAGCCAGGACUUUUAUGAAUAACAUUGUGUGAGAUUAUAUUUAAA
This is a messenger RNA of Populus nigra (black poplar), 1875 nucleotides long. RefSeq names its product pectinesterase-like. The transcript is spliced from 2 exons. Gene Ontology annotation, biological process: cell wall modification. Lineage: Eukaryota; Viridiplantae; Streptophyta; Magnoliopsida; Malpighiales; Salicaceae. Bases 45 to 1673 code for a protein of 542 amino acids. The record is from RefSeq and is a predicted model, not a curated record. Gene Ontology annotation, molecular function: pectinesterase inhibitor activity; pectinesterase activity.